Molecule: messenger RNA, 648 nt
Organism: Nezara viridula (southern green stink bug)
Lineage: Eukaryota; Metazoa; Arthropoda; Insecta; Hemiptera; Pentatomidae
Source: the annotation of a GenBank genome assembly
AUGUCCGAGCCGAAUGCGAAAUGCGUAUCCUUUUGUCCUCAGGAUCAGGCAGAUAGAUGGGCUCGCUUGUCGAUCGCGGGUGGAUCAGAUAACGGCGGUGGCCCGAUAAGAUUCCUCAAGAACCAGGCAAGGAUCACGCACCUUGCAUUAGAACGGAUGUUGAUCCACUGGAGGCUCCCUCACUCCAAUUACAGCCAGAAGGAUGGGACUCUUGCGCAAACUGCCCAGAUAAUCGCGGCUUUAUUGCGCUCGGGGGUGACUUACUGCCCAGAUGGACAGGAAUUAGUCCUUAAUGAACGGGGUCUCCUCUCUUCAUUCGAUCUUCGCUCAGACUCAGAAGUAGUUGUGGGGCGAUGGUUGGGCGCAGAUAGCUGUUGGCCUGGGGUCACACAUUUAGGGCUGGGUGCACCCGUGCUUCGCCUUCACCUAGGAGGUGCUUCGCCGAUCGCUGGAUAUCGACGCUGGGUGCCGCGAUAUGCUGGCUUAAGUGGGCUGUUUACUGUUGGCGAAAUCCCUCAAUUGAUUGGAUACGCUGCGGGGAAUUGGGUGAUCGCUUUGCACAACGCCAUGUCCCGGCCAACUCUAGAAGAAAUCAGUUCCUUGGAUCAUGAACUCCUCAAGUUCAGCCAAGGUAUCUUUGAAGUCUAA